Messenger RNA from Rotaria sordida, 1461 nucleotides. NCBI's taxonomy places the organism in Eukaryota, Metazoa, Rotifera, Eurotatoria, Philodinida, Philodinidae. The record is from the annotation of a GenBank genome assembly.
AUGAAUAAUCUUCGUCGAUUCAUUUCAAUAACUCAAUUAUUACGAACAAUACAAUCUAAAUCAUGGGUUCCUCGUCAAUGCAAUAUGACUUCUACGGCGAUCAAUCAAUCUUUAUAUAAUUUUUCUGAAGAUGAACGAAUGCUUAAAGAAACAGUUGCUCGAUUUGGCAAAGAACAUGUUGAACCUUAUGUUCGUGAAAUGGAAGAAGCAGGUGGAUUUAAACCUGAAUUAAUACAGGCAAUUUUUGAUCAAGGCUGGUUGGGCAUUGAAAUCCCUACGGAAUACGGAGGCAGUGGUUUCAAUCUUUUUUCAUCUAUAUUGGCAAUUGAGGAAGGUUCAAAAAUAGACAGUGCUUUUGGAGGUUUAAUUGAUUUACAAAAUACUGUUGUAAAUCCUUUUUUUAUUCAACUUGCUAAUGAUGCUCAAAAAGCCACUUAUUUGCCUCGUUUAGCAAAAAAUAUGUUAAUGUCUAUUGAUGUUCCAUUGGAAUAUGGUGGUUCAGGUCAAACAUUUUUUUCAGUAGCUCUUGCCAUUGAAGAAAUAUCAAAAAUUGAUCCAAGCGUGGGAUUAUUUAUUGAUCUAUCAAAUACUCUAAUCAAUCGACUUUUUUUAAUUUAUGGCACAGAAGAACAAAAAAGUCAUUUCUUACCACGAUUAACUAAAAAUCUUGUUGGUAGUUUUUGUUUAUCUGAACCAACAUCUGGUAGUGAUGCAUUUAGUUUAAAAACAACAGCAAAAAAACAAGGUGAUUAUUAUAUAUUAAAUGGAACAAAAAUGUGGAUAUCCAAUGCAGAAAUUAGUGGAGUAUAUCUUGUUAUGGCAAAUUUAAAUCCACAAGCUAAACAUAAAGGUAUUUCAACAUUUAUUGUUGAUCGUGAUACAGAAGGUUUACGUAUUGGAAAACGAGAAAAAAAACUUGGCUUAAAAGCAUCAUCAACAUGUAUGGUUCAUUUUGAUGAUUGUAAAGUUCCAGCUAAAAAUCUUCUUGGUAAAGAAGGUGAAGGCUAUAAAUAUGCUAUAUCAAUGCUUAACGAAGGUCGUAUUGGUAUUGCUGCUCAAAUGAUUGGUAUUUGUCAAGGUACAUUUGACAAAACAAUACCAUAUACCAAAGAACGUAAACAAUUUGGUCAACGUAUAUUUGAUUUUCAAGGUAUGCAACAUCAAAUAGCUUCAUUAGCUACAGAAAUUGAAGCAGCUCGUCUUUUAACAUAUAAUGCUGCUCGUUUACGUGAUGCUAAAUUACCAUUUGUAAAAGAAGCAGCAAUGGCUAAACUUUAUGCAUCAGAGUUAGCAGGUAAAGUAACCAGUAAAUGCAUUGAUUUUAUGGGUGGUCUUGGAUUUUCAUGUGAAUAUCCACAAGAAAAAUUUUUUCGUGACUGUAAAGUUGGAACUAUUUAUGAAGGAACGAGUAAUAUGCAAUUAAAUACAAUUGCCAAGUUUAUUGACAAUUUAGAAAGAUAA